Messenger RNA from Pocillopora meandrina, 3187 nucleotides. The record is from the annotation of a GenBank genome assembly. NCBI's taxonomy places the organism in Eukaryota, Metazoa, Cnidaria, Anthozoa, Scleractinia, Pocilloporidae.
AUGGGGUUUGUAGGCAAAUGUUGGGGAUCACAUCCUUUUCAAAGGGAACUGAGCGAGGAUCAGUCGUCUCCGAAAGAGUUCAAAGAUGGGAUUAGGGAAAAGUGUCAGCCAAUUAGGAGGGAUCAUUGGAAAACUACAGAGUCUUAUAGGUGGAUCAGGAAAAUUUUAUCACGACACAAUCAAAAUCUCACGACACCCCUCCCUCCCCCGUCAAGUGGGCAGGAAUUCGCCAGCAGUCCAGUAGCCAGCGGAUUAAUUAUCAAGAUGGCGGCUUUGGCUGGUAUUCGAGUGGUUGAACUCGCAGGACUUGCUCCUGCACCGUUUUGCGGGAUGAUUCUAGCUGAUUUCGGCGCGUUGGUCACGCGAAUAGACAAAGUAAGAACUAUGUCCACUACCGAUAGACUUGCUCGGGGAAAGAGGUCCAUAUCUGUAGACUUACAGACUCCUGAGGGGAUGGCCAUCGUGCGUAAGCUCUGCUUGAAAUCCGAUGUUUUGAUCGAACCUUUUAGACCUGGAGUUAUGGAGAGAUUGGGAUUAGGACCAGAGAUACUGUUGAAAGAUAAUCCAAGAUUAAUUUACGCUCGAUUAACAGGUAGUCUCUAUAAAGUAGAGUCUAAGUGUUAGUUUCGGUAAUUAACAACAGCAACAAUCUGUAAUUGGAAUAACAAAAAUUGCAAAAAAAACAAAAAAAAACCCCAACAGCAAAAUGAAAUUCAUGAUGUAUGUCCUUUAAACAGCAAGUGUUUAGAUUUUUACCUAUAUUUAAUUUUUAUUCACUGCUGGUGAAGUGACAUCAACACUGGGGAUUGUAAACAUUCAACUCAUCAAAAAGUAGACAGUAGGUAAUAUGAGGUGAUAUUUGUUAAGUUAUUUUCCCCAAUUUGUAAGCCUUGUAUAUGAUGCAAUGAUAGUCAACUUACAAAAGUUGACUCAAGUUGAGAGAGCAUUUUGCUGUUGUUAUAAAACAAGAGACACACUUGUUUGUUCAUAGAGGUGCUCUGAAAAGUCAUUUUUAUUAUGUCCACUUACUCACCAAUGUGGAGGUGAAUAGGGGACAAUAUUUACCCAGUUGCAAAGUGGUGAGGUAAAAAUUUACCACUUUCACCAACACUGAGAUGAAUAAUUAUUUCAGUACAUACCAAAUUAAAAUUUAACUGUUGAUGUCUCUUUGGCUGCUCAGAGGUGAGUGGUACUGGCUAGGUAAUUCUAAAUUAGCCAAAAGUAGACUGCAUAAUUAACCUGCGUGGUGUAUGCUGAAUUUGGAUUUUUUUCCAACACAAAAGAGAGGGGGUUGAGUUAAUUUCACCUACAUUAACCCCUCAACUCCUGAGGUGAGUAAUUACAUGGGUCCAUGUUGUCAUUCAUGGUUCAUGGAGUUGAAAUUCCUUUUUCCUUAAUAUUAAGGGUGUUAUUAAUAAUAAAAUCAUCAUGCUUAAAACUGAAUUGCAAAAUUAUUUACAAUUCAAAGGCUAUGGCCAGACAGGAUGUCAUGCUAAGAGAGCUGGUCAUGACAUAAACUAUGUUUCCCAAACUGGGCUGCUUUCAAAGCUUGGACGCAAGGAUGAGAAACCCACUGCACCCAUCAACCUUCUAGCAGAUUUUGCAGGUGGAGGACUGUCAUGUGCUUUUGGAAUUUUGCUAGCUUUGUUUGAGAGAUCUCAAUCUGGAGAAGGCCAAGUUGUUGAUGCCUCUAUGGUAAAGUGUUGUUGAUAUUUUUAUUAUUGAUAUAAAUAAUAUGAAAGAGAGAGCUGUGCUUGAUGUUUUCUGUUAACCCAUCAACUUACACAUGUGGUUAACAUGUCACCCUCAUGGAGUAAUUUUUAUUUUAUUAAGUCAGUUUUUAAAGAUUUCUUUUGUUUAUAACUGUUUUUUUUUAAACUUUUUUCUUUUUUUUGAAGGUUGAUGGCGCAGCAUAUCUAGGAUCUUUUAUUUACAAGAGUCUUGAUAUGGGAUUCAUCUGGCAGCAUCCUGAGCGAGGCAGGAACUUGUUGGAUUCUGGGGCACCUUUUUAUGAUACAUAUCAAACAACUGAUGGAAGAUACAUGGCUGUUGGAGCCAUUGAGCCCAAGUUUUAUCAAAAUCUUAUUAAAGGUUUGUCUUUAACAUUUGUUCUUUGCACCAUUAAGUUGUAAAUUUAAAUCAAAAAAACAUUUUUAAAAUUAUGCUGUGAUUGGUCAUUGAAUACCAUUGAAUCUGAUGAUUGGCUAUUUAAACAAGCAGUGGCCAUUUUCUUGAGCAAAAGGGUAUUCUAAAGAUCUUCAAUUUAGCCACAUUAUUUUAUGAAUCUGACCUUAAUUUGUAAAGGUUUGAGGAGAGUCUUGCUAUAAUCUUUGACUGAAUCACUAGAUUUAUACAAAUUCCUUACUUUUGGCCAGUCAUCAAAAGUUACAACAUUUUGGGAGAAAAUUGUAGUUAAGAACGCUUGAAUUGCAAAAUUUAAUGCCUUUUUUUCAUUUUUGCCUAUUGAAAUUGGGAAUAUAAACCCCGCAAAAUACCAUUGCAUUGCAUCUAAUUUCUUCCAGCAAUUCAGAUGAAUGCAAAAUUAAAGACCUGCAAAAUAAAUUACCAAUAAGGUAGUCACUCCAAGGAUUUUAAGGGUAUAAGGUUUGCAUUUUACUGAAGGUGAUAAAUUUUUUUAGGGCUCCAGUUGGAAGAAAAACUUCCAUCUCAAUUUGAUAUAGAUCAAUGGCCAAAGGCUAAAGAGGAAAUUACGAAAGUGUUUCUAACAAAGACUCAGUCUGAGUGGUGGGAAUUAUUCAAGAAUCUUGAUGCUUGUGUAACACCAGUUCUCACUAUGGAUGAGGCACCUUAUGAACCACACAAUGAAGAAAGAAAGACGUUUAUUUGGAGUGAUGGAGCAUAUGAACCUACUCCUGCUCCCAAAUUGUCCAGAACACCAGGCUGUUGUGAGAGCAAGCCUCAGCCAAAGAUUGGGGAACAUUCCAUGGAGGUUUUACAAGAGAUUGGUUAUACAAGAACAGAAAUUCAACAGUUGAUUAGUAAGGGUGUGGUUGAUUACGUAGACAUGAAAUCUUCUCUUUGACAAGGUGUAGGAUGCCUUUUUUGACCAGUUAAUAAAAAUUUUUAGGUUCAGUACUGAGGACACAAGUUUAUGGAGGCGUAUAGUUGUUCAAGUUCGUACAAUUUUGAACAGAAUAAAAAAUCAAUAAACUUGUAAAUAAAUCCU